Mastomys coucha (southern multimammate mouse) is the source of this 3549-nucleotide messenger RNA. Its product is annotated as ATPase MORC2B. The transcript has 2 exons. Gene Ontology annotation, molecular function: zinc ion binding. NCBI's taxonomy places the organism in Eukaryota, Metazoa, Chordata, Mammalia, Rodentia, Muridae. The record is from RefSeq and is a predicted model, not a curated record. Bases 340 to 3408 code for a protein of 1022 amino acids. Gene Ontology annotation, cellular component: nucleus.
GGAACAAGGGCUUCUGGGAAUUGUGGCCAGUGGCCAGUGCGCACGACCUGGUUAGUGCUGCGGUUGCAACUGUCCUACACCCUGGAUCCCGGCCUUGAAAGCUGAGACUCACUCCUCCGGGAGAGGAGAGAGGAAGUAGCUACAAGACCCCAAGUCUGACAGGGAACGGUGUAGGGCCAUAGCCAGCCACAUGAGAUUUGGGUAGAUCUGUUAUGAGGAGUUUCUGUUGACUACUGUGAGGUCAUUUCACACAGCACCCUGUGGUGAUUGUGGCAUAACGUUAAACUGGGUUUGAAUUUGAAAGACUGGUAAGGUAAGACUGGAGACUUCAUUGGAGUCAUGGUGUUCACCAAUUACAGCACUCUCAACCGGGCUCAACUAACCUUUGAGUAUCUACACACAAAUUCAACUACUCAUGAAUUUUUGUUUGGUGCUCUCGCCGAACUGGUUGAUAAUGCGAGAGAUGCUGAUGCCACCCGGAUGGAUAUUUAUGCUGAAAGGCGAGAGGACCUUCAAGGAGGAUUCAUGCUUUGUUUUCUGGAUAAUGGAGUAGGAAUGGAUCCAAACGAUGCCAUCAGUGUGAUCCAAUUUGGGAAAUCAGCCAAACGAACACCAGAGUCCAUGCAGAUUGGGCGGUACGGGAAUGGGCUAAAAUCAGGCUCAAUGCGUAUUGGGAAGGAUUUUAUCCUCUUCACUAAGAAAGAAGACACCAUGAGCUGCCUCUUCCUGUCUCGAACCUUUCAUGAGGAAGAAGGCAUUGAUGAAGUGAUAGUCCCUUUGCCUACUUGGAAUACUCAGACAAGAGAACCUGUCACAGACAACAUGGAGAAGUUUGCCAUCGAGACAGAACUCAUCUACAAGUAUUCUCCCUUCCACACUGAAGAAGAAGUGAUGAGCCAGUUUACAAAGAUUUCUGGGACUAGUGGAACCCUGGUGAUCAUUUUCAAUCUCAAACUCAUGGACAAUGGAGAACCCGAACUGGACAUAACCUCAAAUCCAAAAGAUAUCCAGAUGGCAGAGAUCUCCCAAGAAGGCAUGAAGCCAGAGCGGCACUCCUUCUGUGCUUAUGCUGCUGUGCUAUAUAUUGAUCCUCGGAUGAAGAUUUUUAUUCAUGGGCACAAGGUGCAGACCAAAAAGCUCUCCUGCUGCCUGUAUAAGCCCAGGAAGUACACAUUCAUGUCAAGCCGUUUUAAGACCAGGGCAGAAGAAGAGGUGAAGAAGGCAGACCAGGUAGUAUGGCUCGCUGAAGAGAAGGCACGGGAAGCAGAGAGCAAAGCCCGUGCAUUAGAAAUACACAUAGGUGGAGACAUCACCAGGGACUCCAGGGUGAUGUUGCGUCAGGUCCAGAAUAUAGCCAUCACUCUCCGAAGAGAAGCUGAUGUCAAGAAAAGGAUCAGAGACGCUAAGCAGCAAGCACUCAAAGAGCCUAAGGAACUGAGUUUUGUUUUUGGUGUCAACAUUGAACACCGUGACCGUGAUGGCAUGUUUAUCUACAACUGCAGCCGCCUGAUCAAGAUGUAUGAGAAAGUGGGCCCACAGCUGGAAAAGGGUAUGGUAUGUGGUGGGGUUGUUGGAGUCAUUGAUGUGCCCUACUUGGUCCUGGAACCUACACACAACAAGCAAGACUUUACUGAUGCCAUAGAGUACCGCCACCUUCUGCGGGCAAUGGGGGAGCACCUGGCACAGUACUGGAAGGAUAUAGCCAUUGCCCAGCAUGGGAUUAUUAAGUUCUGGGAUGAGUUUGGCUACCUUUCAGCUAACUGGAACAAAUCCCCAUCUGAUGAGCCGCAUUUCAAACGCAAGAGGGCUAUGCAAGUCCCAACCACUAUACAGUGUGAUUUGUGUCUAAAGUGGAGAACCCUCCCCUUCCAGUUAAGUGCUAUAGAAGGUUACCCAGACAACUGGGUUUGUUCCAUGAACCCCGAUCCUGAACAAGACCAGUGUGAGGCUUUUGAACUGAAGCAGAAGAUUCCUCUGGGAGUAUUUAAAAAGGUCCCAAAGACACAAGAAGAAAAGCAGAAGCAGCUGACAGAGAAAAUUCGCCAACAGCAGAAGAAGCUUAAGGCCCUUAAGAAAGUCAAGCCUAUCCGUUCGCAAAGUGACCUAAAAAAAUUACCCUUGGAAGUGACUGCCAGACCUUUCUCCAAAUAUCCUGGCCAUAGAUUUCAGGGUCCUCAGCCAUCUUUCCGUGCAGUGAAAAAGAAUGCCCGAAGAAGACCCCAGUCCAUGCAUGCUCCUAGACCAUUCAGACAGCUCCAAAAGUCUUCUAUCAUCUGCACCAAUCCAAAAUCUCCUGCUCUGGCAGCUCAAACAGAGGUUGUGCAGCUCGAGUCACCUGAGAUACCCCAAAAGCCAAUGAGCCCCCUGGUCAAAAUUAUACCCCAACCCACACCUCUGGUACCAUCCCUGUCACCAUCUGUAGUCCCCAACUCCAACAGCCUUGGGAAGGUUAAAACCCCCAAAGCCAUGAACACUCCAGUGGCCGAAAUACCAGGUCUGCCUGUUAAUCCCUCACUGGCAAAGUGUGAUCGUAAGCGGAGUCUUGAGGUCUCUGAUGAAGUAGAAGAUAAAGAUAGGAGGAAGGGGUGCAAACGGGGCAUGUUUACUAUGAAGGAAGAAAAUAUUCAAACAAAUGAGCUCUCAGACAAUGCUGAGGAAGAGAAUCCAGCUGACCUCAAGAUGGCUCAGAAAGAUAAAGGGCUGUAUGUGGAGGUACAAGUGAAAGGAGAGUGCUACAAGGGCCAUGUCACAGCUGUGGAGGUGGGUGAUAAUGUGGUAUGGUGGAAGGUCAAGUUUGAGGAUGUGCCUAAAGAUAGCACACCAAGAGACUGCUGGGUGGAAAAGGGCAGUGAAAAUGUAUGGCUGAUGAAGCCCUCUCCUGAGUACCAGAGCACUGAUGAACAGCAAGAGGCUAUAAUGGGGGAGGAGAACACUGUGACCCAGCAGGCCUUGGCACUGCAGGAGGCCUCCAUCUCUGACUGCUUCUGCACUGAACCCGACACUACUGCCCCAACGGCCAACCACAAGACCAUUGACCUCUUGGUCCAAAUUCUCUGGAAUUGCCUACGUUAUUUCAUGCCUCUGAGCUUUCCCAUAUCCAAGAAGGAGCUAGGUGCUAUGAAUUCAGAAGAACUGUUGUCUCUUCCUCUGAAAGAGUGCUUCAAGCAAUAUGAAAUCGGACUUCAGAAUCUCUGCCAUUCCUACCAAAGCUGCGCUGACUCACAAGCCAAGGCCUCUGAGGAAAGCCUGCGCAUCUCCCAGAAAAAACUCCAGGAAACAGAGUAUAAACUCCAGAAGCUGAGGACCAAUAUCCGGGCACUCCUGCAAAAGGCUCAAGAAGACAUAAACAUCAGUGCAGAUGAUGAGCUAGAUGCCUACAUUGAGAAUCUCGUCAGCAGCGAUGACUGAAGGACAUCAAAGCAGAGCAGCUCCCCUCCUCAGCACUUCCACAGCCUCUGUGGAGGGAAGUUCCAUUCAUGUAUUUUGGGAGGGAAAGACACUCUGAUUCUUUGAAUCUCCCUCCCUGAAUUUAUAAAUAUUUUAAAAGAU